Molecule: messenger RNA, 1397 nt
Organism: Rubroshorea leprosula
Lineage: Eukaryota; Viridiplantae; Streptophyta; Magnoliopsida; Malvales; Dipterocarpaceae
Source: the annotation of a GenBank genome assembly
CCCCCCCCCCCCCCCCCCCCCUCUUUGAUGAAUAUCACAAGCACCCAUCUCCCCUAUCUAUGCAUGAAACCAUUCAAUUGACAAUCUUAUUUGCCUCUCCAUAAGGAAACUCAAACUAAGAAACCCACAAACUCUAUCAAGUCUUUUUAUUUUCAUUUUCUUCCAUGGAUAAUCUUCCGGCCAAGCCAGCGGUGAAAGAGGACAACCAAACCACCGGUAUUAGCAGGAAAACCUCCUCCACAAAGCCACAGGAGCAAGCCCCAAAGUGUCCCAGAUGCGACUCCCCGAAUACCAAAUUCUGCUACUACAACAACUACAGCCUCACGCAGCCUAGACAUUUCUGCAAAACCUGUAGAAGGUACUGGACAAAAGGCGGUGCCUUGCGUAACGUUCCCAUCGGUGGGGGCUGUCGGAAAAACAAGAAGGUAAAACCAUCCUCGAGACUUUCCAGUGAUUCCAAAGACUCCUCCUCCUCCUCUGAGCUCGGUGGAUUAAAGUUCUUCCACGGCCUCGCUCCUGCCAUGGAUUUUCAGCUUGGUGGGUUAUCUUUCCCUAGGCUCACUCCACCUCCCACCGGAAUUUACAAUCAGUUCUCUUCAUUUGGAUCAGAUACUGCGAGCUCAUCCCCUUCUUGUUUUGGUCUCGACGCGUCUGGAAGCUCCGGUCACUUGUUGGGGUUUAAUUAUGCUCCGUCCAGCUCCAGUGGGUACAGCGGUGCAAUUCCGGAGAUGGGGUCAAUGAAUGUUAAUAGUAGUCUUGCAUCUUCAAUUGAAUCCUUAAGUUCUAUAAACCAAGAUUUGCACUGGAAGUUGCAGCAACAGAGAUUGGCCAUGCUCCUCGGAACCGGCGACAACAAACAAGACGGCGGUGUUUCUUCAGUCCCAGCUCUAGAGAAGCCGCAUCCACAACCCAUUUUGUUUCAGAACCUGGAGGGUUCAAAACCGGAAGUUGGGAAUUCAAGAAAAGGAGGUGAAAGCACUGCUGCAACGGAAUGGUUUUUUGGAAAUUCUUAUGCUGCACCGGUAACUACUCCCACUCCGACCAACAGUGGUGGCAAUGGCAACGACAACACCGGCAACUGGAACGGAGUUCCGGUGUGGACCACCGAUUUGCAUCAAUACAGCAGCUUGCCCUAGACGGACCCAUGAAAAGAAAGGAGAAACAUGAAGAAAAAUUUAUCCCCAAACGGAUUAUUUAGGUAUUUGUUUGUUAAAUUAAUGUUUUUUUAUUGGGUCGUGAUGAACAGAUCAUCCAUUUUAGUACUGCUUUCCCUCAAGUACAAGCUUAAUUAGAAAGUUCUAUUAAAAUCGGAUGCAUUGGCAUUAGAAUAUGAUCACACCUAACAUGUAAAACUUCAAAAUUGUCUUUUUGAGAAAAAUUAAAAGGAAAGUGUUUAU